Aplysia californica (California sea hare) is the source of this 4358-nucleotide messenger RNA. Its product is annotated as probable E3 ubiquitin-protein ligase IRF2BPL. The transcript has a single exon. Gene Ontology annotation, biological process: regulation of transcription by RNA polymerase II. The record is from RefSeq and is a predicted model, not a curated record. NCBI's taxonomy places the organism in Eukaryota, Metazoa, Mollusca, Gastropoda, Aplysiida, Aplysiidae. Gene Ontology annotation, cellular component: nucleus. The coding region runs from base 1255 to 3579 and encodes 774 amino acids. Gene Ontology annotation, molecular function: transcription corepressor activity.
CACUGGGAGUGUGAGGACGUGCUGGGCCGCCAGGUCGCACCGCGGAGCGCAGCGACACAAAGCCCACGAGAACCGCGGGCCGCGAUAAUUUUUUUGUUGUGUUCUCUUUUCUUCUUCCUUCAUAACAGAGCGCCCGUGUCGCGUACGGUACGCUAGCAGUCAAACAGACAGUCAGUCACUGGUGGUGUCCUGGUUACGUCGAGGACUCGGCACUGCUCAAGAUUCUCCUCAUGUGCUGGCUCAAGAGAUAAUAAUAUAAUAUACACGGUCGUGUUUCUGUUCCCAACCUCUGUCGGCCAACGAAGGGAGAGGGAGAGAAAGAGGAGAGGAGAGAGAGAGAGAGAGAGAGAGAGAGAGGGAGAGGAAUUAUUCAGUUGAAUUGUUUUGUUUUGUUUGUUCAAUCUUAUAACGUGCUGAUCAUCGAUUGGUGGUGGGACCCCCACCACGUUUUCGUCAUUCAUGUCUGGAAUACGUCACCCGCAUUGUGCACGCACAACACUCACAGUCUGGAUGGGAAUUUAGAGCAGGUUUUCCCGUCUCCUGCCCUCUCUGUCUACUAGACUGUGAUGAAAAAAGACUCGCACCACUGUCAGGGCUGUCUACCUUUGAUGUCGCGCCGACAGUUGUGUCACGUUUGAAAUCGCUGCCGUCAGCUUCAGUCAGUGUCAUCUCUGGUGUCAGCACCUUGUGUCGUGACAAGACGAUAGAACUUUGUCCCCCCGCUGUGAAGUUUUCCAAGUGACACUUUUUCAUUGUUGGCUUUGUUGAGCCCAAGGCCAGUCUAACUUGAGCUCUUUCGCCGCGCUGGAUUUUAAUCUCUGUUUUUGUUUGGAUUAGUGAACUUUCUGUGUUCUUUUGGAGCGGUAAAGUAGUACCACAGUUCAUUCUGCACUCUGUUUUUGUUUUACGUCUACAGUAUUUUACUUUCUCGUGUAACCUUGUGUUUUAAGAGCUUCUUAUGAAUUCAUUGAUAAGGGACGUUGUUAUUGGUCACUGAGGAAUGCGCUGGACUAGCUAAAACCCAAAUUCUUCUAAUCUAAUGUAUCCUCUGACCCCCUGAGAUUAUAACAUUCGAAUUCUCUAUGCCAGGAUCGAUCGUCUAUUUUCGGAGAGAAUAGAACUGACUUAACCAAGGAUUGGAAGAUUCAUACACUUUUUUCAUUGAAUCACAUUGCCAUACAUAUAGACCGCACUUUCCUGUUGUCAAGAAAUCCAGGAUACUUUCUUACUCUGGUACGAUUAUGACCUUUCUGUAUGCCAUCCGGGUGUCAGCUCCCCCUGUCGGCCGGUGCGCCGUGCACUAAGGUGUUGCUCGUCCAGACCAUGUCGUCCAUGCCUCAUCGCGCCCAACGCCAGCACUGCUACCUGUGCGACCUGCCCCGCACGCCAUGGGCCAUGCUGCACGAUUUCUCCGAGCCCGUGUGUCGCGGCUGCGUCAACUAUGAGGGCCCGGACCGUAUCGAGAUGAUCAUCGAAUCGGCCCGGCAUAUGAAGCGUGUGCACGGCUUCCAGGAGCACUCACCCCGAGCUCCUGUGGUCAAUGGUAUCGGGAAGCCUCCUCCACCCCCUCCGGUGUCUCAGGGUCUUCCUGUGCAUACUUCCAGGACCGGCGGCCUACCCCCUCUCCAUCCUUCAGUGGAUGGGCCGCCUCCACCGCCUCUGGGGGUUUCCUCUCACGCCUCUGUAGCUUUGGACGCUUCACGUCUCUCUGGUCCUCAUUCCCACCACCAUCUACCGGGCCCAAGCCACCCUCCGCCGCCCCACCCACCGCACCCACCGCACCCACCACACGCCCACCACCCUCCACCGCCACCUGACAGGUUUCUCGACGCUCGGAGGAAUGUGAUGGACUUCAGUCCUCUAGGGAGGCUGCACAACGGUCUGCCAGUAGGGCACCUUCCCGUGCCGCGGUCUGUAGAGGAUCACCUGGACAUCCAUCAUCGCGGCAGUCCACCCCGGAUGGGGAUGCCGUUACUUCACCCGCUGAGCCAGUCCAGUCGUCACAGCGCCCCGCCACAACCGCCAUUGUUGUCGGCGAAAAGAGGGGAAGAUGACGACGAUGGUAUCACACAGUCCAGCUCUUCGUGCGAGGACGGCGCCAAGUAUUCCUCUCUCGAGGAGGCCGUUCAGAAACACCCGCUCGUGAGGGACACGCUGAACACCCUAGCGGCGUGCGUGCCCUUUCAGAUACGCCUGAAGAAGGAUCACAUGCUGGUGGGCAGGAUGUUUGCAUUUGACGCCAGUCUCCGCGCGCCGCAUGAGCUAGAGCUGAAGUAUUUCGUGGAGUACCCUAUAGGUUCAGGAACAGUUCACAAUUCUGUGUCGAGCUUGGUCAAGCUCAUGUGUCGUGACGCCGUCAGCGACCUCGGGAAAGGUCAGAGUUCAGGGUUGAUGUUCUUAGAGUACGAGGUUAAGCACAACAGCGGCCAGUGGAACAGCAUGACGGAUUUGUUCACUGAUCACGUGAGGCAUUUCAGAGAGUUGUUGAAGAGAGAAUUACUUCCCACGCCGUUCGUAGACAGCUGUCUGCCGCCCCUUCCGAGUCAUCUGGGCCGCAUUGUACCGUUGUCCAAGUCGGAGAUUCAUCACCGCUCGUUCCUGGACGGUCCUGGCGGCGGUAACAGCGGGAGCAGCGGCAGCAGUCGCAAGCGGAAAGGCUCUGCCAGCGGCGACGACGACCACGGUGGUCCAGCCAUCAAGAUGACGGAGGAGCAGCACAAACGCCAGCACUGGAUACAGAGCCAGGCGGAGGCGCUCAAGCUCACCAUCACAUCCGCCGCUGCUGCCGCCGCCGCGUACGGCCCGGGUCUUCCCAGCUCGACCUCCAUGUCGCCGCUCAGCAACCACAACACAACGCCAACGCCGCCGGAGGGCGUCAGCGCCGCGCCGGGUCAAGGUUCGUCCCCCAUGGCGGCGCUCAUGAAUGUCACCGACACUCUGACCUCGCCCACAGGUCACACCGCUCCUCCUCCUCCGCCGCCGACUUCAGACAUGCUGCAACAUAGCUCUCUCCUGAUGCGGGGCGGCAACGCGCGGCACUCAUCACCCGCUUCACGACGCGGCGGUAGCGGCGGACACCCGUCAGGGCCUGUAUCAGACACAGGCGUGGGCAGCACCAUGCCCGAAUCAACCAGCGGCGGGAUUCCGCCGGCGGGGUCGCCGGAGUUGCUGAAAUGCACGCUGUGUCAAGAGCGGCUGGAAGACACUCACUUCGUCCAGUGCCCGUCUGUCUCAGAGCACAAGUUCUGUUUCCCAUGUUCGAAGGAGAGCAUCAAGCGCCAGGGUGCGGGCACGGAGGUGUACUGUCCGAGCGGCAACAAGUGUCCUCUCUCCGGAUCCAACGUGCCCUGGGCUUUCAUGCAGGGAGAAAUCAUCACCAUCCUAGGGGACGACUAUCAAGGCCCGGCCCUGAGGGGUGGGGGAAGCGCGGGAGGAGAUUCUGGGAGUGCAGCGGGGGCGGGGAGUGGAAGUAACAGUGGUAGUGGUGGGGGUGGAGGUACCGGUGGAGGUACUGGUUCCAGUGGAAACCUCGGUUGUGUGGGGAAAGACAUGAACAUCAAGAAAGAAAGAGACACAUGAUCUUUUUCUAUGUUUAAACCACAAGUACAAAACAACAACUACUACAACAACAACAACUACAACCUCAACAACAACAACAACAACGAGGACGACGACGCGACGACGAUGACAACAACAAGCUGCUCGACUCCGAAUGAAAAUUGUCCCCACAAAUGUCAUAGAAAUCCAUUUUGUGGUCUUGGAGUUUUCCAACUUUCUUUUUUGUACGUUGGUCUUCAGAGAUUUUAUCUUCUCAUCAUGGAACACUUUUCUGAAGAAAGCACUGGGUGACACUUGACCCUUUUAUACGGUCUAAUAAACUCUUUGUCCGUGCUGUUGUAGUAUAUUUGAGACGGUAAACUGUUGGUGCAUUACUGGAGACUGUCUAGUGUUGACAAACCAGUGACCCAGAUCCGCUCUCGAGAAUUGGAAUUUCUUCACUGGCCUCAAAGGACUCAAAAUCGGUUACUUUGCUCGUCUCUGAAUGACAAGGUUUUUUCAGUGAACACUAGACUAUCGUUUGGCUGCCCGCCUCUGUAUGGUGUGUUUCGCUUUGUACCGUUCUUCUGUGACAUCUACUUUUGGUUCAUUGUUGGAAUAUUUGAUUCAUUCAGCGCUCACUCUUUCAAUAUAAUAUUACGAUCGUGGUCUUUUGUGCUGUUUUCCCCGUAGCUAUAUCAUUACAUUGUAGACGAAGUGCUCUGUUUGUAGUUUUAUGUGGAGGGCAAGACGAGUGAAGCCCACCUGUGUGUGUGUGUGUUUGUGUGUGAAUGUGUGUGUGUAUGUGUUUGUGUAUGUGU